AUGGAAUUUUACCAGAAUGAAAAAAAAACGAAAGAAAUUUAUUACCUUCAGCAGCAACAGCAAAAAAUACAACUAGAAUCAGACGACCCCCGGAUGAAAGAAAGGGGGAAAAAAGUUCCAGAGAAAACAGAAAAAGGCGUCGUUUUUGUCGUCGUUGGAAGGCAGUGGAAGAAGAACACUUCGAGGAAAAAAAAACUAAAAAACAGAGACGAUAGAAGCGAAUAA
Molecule: messenger RNA, 225 nt
Organism: Caenorhabditis briggsae
Lineage: Eukaryota; Metazoa; Nematoda; Chromadorea; Rhabditida; Rhabditidae
Exons: 2
Coding region: 1-225 (74 amino acids)
Source: RefSeq, a predicted model, not a curated record